Molecule: messenger RNA, 4224 nt
Organism: Trichophyton benhamiae CBS 112371
Lineage: Eukaryota; Fungi; Ascomycota; Eurotiomycetes; Onygenales; Arthrodermataceae
Product: ubiquitin C-terminal hydrolase, putative
Exons: 12
Coding region: 1-4224 (1407 amino acids)
Biological process (GO): proteasome-mediated ubiquitin-dependent protein catabolic process; regulation of proteasomal protein catabolic process; protein deubiquitination
Molecular function (GO): cysteine-type deubiquitinase activity; proteasome binding
Source: RefSeq, a predicted model, not a curated record
AUGAGACGACGCCGGCUCGCUGAUGGAAUUGUUGAUGACUGGCGCCGCCGACGAUGCCCUGAGCCGCUGCUUGUCCUGCCCUGCCCGACCGUCACUCGUUGCUGCUUGCUUGCUGCUCGCACCGCUGCCGCUGUACCUCCCCGCGCCCAGUCAGUCAAGCCCGGUUCAUUUACCCGCCAGGCCAGCAAGCUCCCUUCACGCCCGACCAGCACUGCUGCCGCCCUCGCUCGUGCUUUAAAAGGCUGCCCGGAGCCUGUCGAUCCUCUCGCUGGUCGAAAGAAACAACAUACUGCCGCCAAAGUUGCGCUUGAGAAGCUCGUCUGCUACGACACACCACCAGCUUGCGAGAGCUGGAAGAAACGCUUAUAUGGCUUUACCGGCCAAGCUGGGUAUGUCCGCAGCAUCUUCUGCCUUUCUAGAGUCCCGGACGCUAACCUGAAUGCCCUCCUCCCCCGUGUGCUGCGCAAUCUAGGCAAAACCGCUCCUCUGCUCAUACAGGAUGUCCUGCACCAUGACCCAGCGAGCCCUACUCGGCCGCAGUUCAAUAUCCUGAAAGACGUGCCACCUAUAUUCUACGAUAAGUCUACAUACCCGGACUACUCCGACUCGAACGCUUGUGUCCAUCGCUUCAUCACAAAGCCUCACCAGUCAGUGCUCCCGGUGAACGACAGCCAGCGUGUUGCAGGCGCCAGAUACCAGGUCUCGUCGGUAUGUCAGAAGUGUCGACUUCAUCUCGAGUUUGCAGUUGUCUUCAAGACACAGUUGGCCUGUCGACCAGGGACCGUGCACCACUUUUGUUACUUUCCCAAGGAGUCGGCGGAUAGGCUCAAGACCGUCCCCAAAUCGCCGGGACAAGCUCUAGAGGUAUACGUCUACAGCUGUACGCAGACCCAAUGCUCUGCCACAGUUCACCUGAAGCUUUGGACACCCCUUAUCAAGCCGGAAUGGGUGAGCUUGUUGACGGACGAAGACAUCUUGAAGAAACGAGUAGACGACGCCCUAGCCUUGGAACCACAACGGUUGGAAGGGAUAGGCAGACCAACGCCGUUGGUCGUCCUCACGCAUCUCAAGACAUACAUCGACAAUACUUUGCAUGAUGAACAGCGCAACAGAUCAAUCAAUAUCAUGAACAAGAAAUUCACAGUCUGCUUUGGCACCGGUGGAGAAUCCUGCAAGCAACUAUUUGAAUAUCUGGGCUUUAAGUUGGCAAAUGAUCGCUGGGAACCACCGCGGCCCGAUACAAAAGCGCUAAAGCCAUACACUGAUCCGUUAAAUAUCUUCUUGGACAACAUCUCAUUCGAGCUUCUGGUGCUUAUAAGCCAGCGGCCACAACAUGAGACAGAGGGCCAAGGGGCAAAUAUAGCUUUUACGCCUUCUAUAAGCCAGUUUAACCAGCUGCUUGGUACAACAGACUGGGCUGUCAGCGACAUGUCUAAUGAACUGAUCAUUGAAGCCUAUCGUCAGCAAAACAGAAUUAUACCGUCACGAAAUAGCUACCAUUUCAGAUGCUUACGGUCAAUUGGACACUGGAGAGACCCUGUCGACGGCAAGACGAUAAACGAUUUUGUUGAGUUAGAAACAACGAACGGCAAGUAUGCCGACGAUGAUGUACCUGAUUCUUACUCAUAUUUCAACCUUGAUUAUUACCGAGACUUUGCUCUAAGCGAUGAUUCCAUCAUCGGAUCGUUUUAUGCUCGGCUUGAAGAUACUCAAAAUGAUAUGGAGCCACGAAAACAUCUCUGGAGAAUAGGCGACUACCGCAAGAGCGAAAAGAUAAAGGCGGCUGCAGAAGAGAGAGUGACGACCGCUGAGCAAGCUGAGGUAUUCCUGGGAGUCCAUGCUGAUACCCCUGAUGAUUUCGUGAUUUCGAUGUAUACUGCAAAGAUUAGCGAUAGUCCUGACAGCAAAGAGGUAGCUAAACGAGCUGUUCGACUUAUCGCAGACAGCCGAAAGUCUGAAGCCCUACAACAUUUUCUCAAGACAGGUGAAGCCGCCUCUGCCCAAAUGGAUAUUGGGGAUGCAUUCCGCUUGCUCCAGAUCCCCGAUAGAUCGGUAGAUGAUGCUGCUAUAAUAGCUGCAUACUCAGUAUGUUGCUCGGAAGCUCCCGAGCAGAUCGAUACAUAUCGACAAGCACUUGCUGUUAUUGCCGAGGAGAGUGGCAGCGCGGUUAUCCGUAGCAUGCUGGUUGACGAUAGCGCGCCAGCGAACCGCGCGCUGUUAGACUGGCCGGUCGGACUUCGAAAUAUUGGCAACACUUGUUACCUGAACAGUUUGCUUCAAUUUUACUUUACUAUCCAGCCUUUCCGGAAUAUGGUACUGGAUCUUGACCGGUAUAAAACUGAGCUUGAUGAGGAGGUGAUUCGGAAUAAAAAGGUUGGAUCGCGAAAAGUAUCUCUUUUAGAGAUCCAACGCUCACAGAAAUUCCUUGUGCAAUUGAAAGCUCUGUUCAACGACAUGAUUACUUCCCCUGAUGCGUUCGUAACACCGACCCAAGAGCUUGCCAGGCUGACGUUGCUCAGUUCCUCAAGUGAAGCUGCGUUUCGGCGUAAAUCUCUAUCAACUCACAAGGCAUCAGAGUUAGGGGAGAUUAAUGGGAUGCCCAUCAUGGGCCCUGUCGGUCCUCCAGCUCCAAUCCCUGAAGAGAAGUCUACACCGAGUAGCAGCUCUCCAGAAAAGGAGGAGUCGGCUAAAGAAGAUGUUGGCGUCACCCCUUCUACAGGAGCUUCCAAUGAGCUAGAGUCUGGCAAUGCUUCAGACCAAACUGUGGUGCCUACUGUUGAAACAAAAGAAGUCACCUCAUCCUCCAGCGAGACCAGUAUUACACCUGAACACCCGGUGUCAGAGGCUAUUGUAGCCCCUAACAGACCACCACCAGUUCCUCCACGGCCUGCUCCACGGGUUGAUAACGAGCAGCUAAUUCGAGAAGAAGUUGAGUUGGGUGCGCAGCAAGAUGUCACGGAAGUUAUCAACAACGUGCUCUUCCAAGCUCAGUGCGCAAUUAAGCCAACCAAGAUCGACGCAGACGGGAAUCAGAUCGAUUUGAUCAUGGAUCUGUUCUAUGGACAGACCAAAUCUUACAUCACUGCAAUGAAUGGUAUACGUUCUAAAAACGAGUUCUGGUCAGAUAUCAAAGUCGAUGUCGCCACUGGCUCGAGAGACAUCUAUUCUGCCAUUGACGGUGCUUUUGAUAGACAAAAAGUACAUGUUGAUGGUGCGGACGCAGAACAGUAUGGAGCCAUCAGCAAGAUCCCACCAGUGCUACAAAUUCAAGUGCAGCGUGUGCAGUUCGAUCAGGUUAAGAAGUCAUCUUUCAAAUCCACUCACCAUUUAGAGCUAAAGGAAACAAUAUACAUGGACCGAUACAUGGACGUCCCGGAACAUGAUAAUAUGGGUCUAUAUAAACGACGCCGAGAAAAGUGGGCAUGGAACGACGAGCUUAAUGGGUUAAAAGUUCGGCGGGAGGAGCUACUAAGCAACAAUGAAUCCCUUCCCGACCUUUUUCAAGAUGCCCGUGACAAAGUCCAGGACUUGAUGUUGAUGAAGGACGAUCCUGAAAUGGGAAAUGAUGCCCUAGACAUCGAUGAAGGGGUAUUGACACACCUUUCGAAUUUGGAAGUAAUGACAAGAAAGGAACUCAUUCGCAUUGAUUCUCGGAUGGAACAACUCGCCCAUUUGAUAGAUAAUCAGUUCAACGAUAUGAAGUCUCUCCCCUACCAUCUCUAUGCGGUAUUCAUUCAUCAUGGAUCCGUGGAAUUCGGUCACUACUACAUUUACAUAUUUGACUUUGAAAAGAAGAUAUGGCGAAAGUAUAACGAUUCCGAAGUAACCGAGGUCCACAGCACGGCAGAAAUAUUUAGUGAUCGCAACGUUAAGAACCCGCCAACCCCCUACUUCCUUGUUUAUCUAAACGACGGGUUAAAGGAACGACUGGCCAAACCUGUGUGUCGUCACGUUGAGGAGCGUCCGGCACCGACCACCUCGGCGACAGAUAAUUCAAAAUCAAAACCCGGCCGAGAACGUGCAGGUGACAGAUCGGAUGUAGAAAUGACCGACUUACCUCCCAGCUAUGACGAGGCGCAAAAAACAGCCCCAGACGAGAAAGCAAUUUCGACGGGCCCAGCUGCGAUGGCGAAGAAGAAACUAUCGCCAUCUCCAGACCGCAAACGAUUAAAACGAAAGGGCGCCGAAAGUGAGGAACACCCGACUGUUGCAUCGAAGAACUAA